GUUUUAACAACAUAGGCAGAGAGUGAGGGAGACGAUCAAAAUGAAAGAGACAGAGCGAGAUGCUAUGCUGAACAUGGAUCCCAACGACAACGAACAGAAGCUUCUCCUUCCAGCUAGCAGUGUUGGAAACAUGGAGUUGGGGACUGUAGUCUGUACCACGGAUCAACGUUAUGACCAAGAGCCACAGUACACGCAUAUUGACCAGAAUGAAUUCUUACAUAGAAGGCACAAGAAGCAGCAGGAGGAGGAUAUUGUCACAUGUGAAUGCAAGUAUGAGGAAAAGGAUCUUGAAAGUGCAUGUGGAGAAAGGUGCUUAAAUGUAUUGACCAGCACAGAGUGCACUCCUGGAUAUUGCCCGUGCAGUGUUUAUUGUAAGAAUCAGAGAUUUCAAAAAUCUGAAUAUGCCAAGAUAAAGUUAUUUAAAACAGAAGGCCGUGGUUGGGGCAUCCAAGCCAAUCAGAACAUAAAGGCUGGGCAGUUUAUUAUUGAGUAUUGUGGAGAAGUGAUAUCAUGUAAAGAAGCAAAGAAGAGAUCACAUGCUUAUGAGCUUGAAGGUAUCAGGGAUGCAUUUAUUAUUUCUCUCAAUGCUUCGGAGUCUAUUGAUGCCACUGUGAAGGGAAGCCUUGCUAGAUUUAUAAAUCAUUCUUGCCUACCAAAUUGUGAGACAAGAAAGUGGAAUGUGCUUGGGGAAAUUAGGGUUGGAAUAUUUGCAAAACAAGAUAUAUUAGUUGGAACUGAGUUGUCAUAUGACUACAAUUUCGAAUGGUACGGAGGUGCUAAGGUUCGCUGUCUCUGUGGUGCUUCCAGCUGUUCAGGAUUUCUUGGGGCCAAAUCUCGUGGUUUUCAGGGUGAUACUUCUAGUCGAGGUAGCGGGGUAGGGUCAGAUGCUGCGAUGGACUCGAUCACUCAAUCUAGUACUCAUGAGGCUGACACUUCAACUCGAGGUAGUGAGGUUGACUCGGAAUGUGUAAUGGAUUUCACUAGUGAAUUUACUACUUAUGAGAUUUUCAAGAGUAGAGAAUCCCUGAUGUUGUGGGCUCGUGAGGCUGGGAAACGAAACGGGUUUGUCAUUGUGACCGUACGAUCUGAUUUGGGUGGUAAAAGCUUGAAACCUAGAGUUACAUUGGGGUGCGAGCGGGGUGGAAAAUUUAAGGUUCACAAAGAAAGAUAUGAGAAGGGUGAAAAGCAAAGAUGUGGGAGUGGUAGCAAGAAAUGUGGUUGUCCUUUCACAUUAAAGGGUGAGAAGUUAACAAGUGGUGAUGGAUGGAUGCUAAAAGUGGCAUGUGGAGUUCACAAUCAUGCAUUAACUGAGUCUCUUGAAGGGCACUCAUAUGCUGGGAGGUUGUCAGAGGAGGAGACUUCACUCUUGAUUGACUUGUCAAAGAGUUUAGUACGACCCAAAGAAAUCUUGAGCAAACUGAAGCAGAGGGACUCACUCAAUGUUACGACAAUAAGGACUAUCUACAAUGCACGCCAGAGGCAAAGGGUUAAAGAGAAAGCCGGUAGGUCUCAAAUGGAACAACUUUUAUUCAAGUUGAAUGAGCAUAAUUACUUUCAGUGGCACAGGACUUGCCCUAUUUCAGAGAAUGUGCUGGACUUAUUUUGGGCUCAUCCUGUGAGUUUGGAAUUGUUACGUGUAUUUCCUACCAUCUUGAUGCUGGAUUGCACUUUUAAAACCAAUAGGUUUCGGUAUCCUCUCCUAGAGGUUGUCGGUGUGACAUCGACUAAUAUGACAUUCUCAAUUGCAUUUGUACUUUUGGAUUCUGAAAAAGAAGAUAACUAUGUAUGGGCCUUAAAUAGAUUACGUGAUCUGUUGGAUGGGUGUCCUAUGCCCAAUGUUAUAGUCACAGAUAAGGAUUUGGAAUUGAUGAGAGCUGUUGUGACAGUAUUUCCUUCAGCUAGACAUAUGCUGUGUAAAUGGCAUAUCAAUAAGAAUGUGAUGGCCAAAUGCAGGAAUCUGUUUGAGUCCAAGGAAAAGUGGGAUAGGUUUAUUAUGAAGUGGAAUGUGCUUGUGACAUCACCUACGGAAAAAGACUUUGUACAAGAGCUAGCAGUGCUACAGAGUGAAUUUAGUAAUUACACAGAGGUCUUAAACUACGUUACGAACACUUGGUUGAAUCCAUUUAAGGAAAGAUUUGUGGCAGCCUGGACAGACAUGAUCAUGCAUUUUGGUAAUGUGGCAUCAAACAGGGCGGAGAGCGCACAUUCUAAGCUUAAGAGGCAACUUGGUUUGAGUCAGGGGAAUUUUGAGGGUUCUUUUGAGAAGAUACAUGCUCUUCUUGAGUUACAACAUACUGACAUUAAGGCGUCAUUUGAGAAUUCCUUGACAGUUGUCCAACAUAGCUCCUGGCCUUCAGAAUUCAAACAUCUCAGAGGAGUAGUUUCUACUUUUGCAUUGGACAAGGUAUUAUCUCAGUUCAAGCUAGGCACUUCAAUGAACAAUGAUGAUCUUAAUUGUGGUUGUGUCAUACGUUGCACUCAUGGUUUACCUUGUGCCCAUGAACUUGCCAAAUAUACGAGGGAUUGCCGACCAAUUCCUCUUGAGUCUGUUGACCCCCAUUGGAGGAAACUUCAUAUGUCGCCUACUUCGGAUCUUAGUAAUGAGACUAUUGAUGUUGAUGAAUUUCCUGAGUUGGAGUUGCUUCAAUAUUUCUUUAGUAAGGCAAGUGCUGAUAACCGGUUGAUGCUGAGGAAAAGAGUGAGAGAACUUGUACCAUCCCUAACAACUCUUGUUGAGCCAGGGGUCAAGUCCAGGACACGAGGUCAAUUGAAGGAGAGAAUUGAUAUGUCCGGUCCGAUAAAUUCAUCAGCAUGUGAGUUAAUUCAAUCUGCAUCUGUGGACAGUCAUUCACGUAGUGUGACUGGUGAUACAAUGGAUGUUUUGGAAAAAUCAACACAUAAGCAGACAGGGCCAAUGAAGGAGAAGGUUUACCGGACUCUCUCAGCAAAAGUUAGGUCAUAUAUUGAUUCAUUUCCUGUUGGAUUGAUGCCAUACAUAGAACGCGUCAAGGAUGUAUGUGAUGAUGGUAAUUGUGGGUUUAGAGCGGUAGCUGAUUUAGUAGGAUUGGGCGAGAAUGCAUACUUGCAAGUGAGGAAUGACCUACUUACUGAAUUGUCUUCCUAUUCUGCGCAUUAUGGCGAGCUAUAUGGCAGUGCAGAGAGGGUUCGUGAGUUGGCACAAGCACUUUCAUUUUUCAAUGAGGGUAGAGCGCCGUUUGACAGAUGCAUGACAAUGCCUGACAUGGGUCAUCUCAUAGCGUCAUGCUAUAAAAUUGUACUCUUCCACUUAUCAGCUACUCAAUGCCUUACCUUCCUACCCCUUCGAUCAACACCUGUUCCCUUGUCAAUGCGUAGACAUAUUGCUAUUGGUCUUGUCAAUGAUUCCCAUUAUGUUGAGGUCUUCUUAAAGCCAGGACAUCCUGUACCACCCAUUGAGUCUAAUUGGAUCAGAUAUCGUACACAAGCUGCACAGGGGUGGGAUAUAAUAUAUGCUGAUUGCAUCGCACAUUUCCAGUUGCUUGCCCGCUCGGACUAGAUUUGACUCGGGUGUGAGCGGAGCUGGAGAAGUUGCAAAUCAUUUUUUAGGAUGGUAAGGCUCGGUCAUGUCCUUUAUAAUGCACCUGGCAUUGAAAGGGAUAUCGUAAAGUGGACAUCGUUCCCAUUCAGGGUGUAGUCUUGAAAAGCACAAGAACGACACCAAAAACCAAGUCGUUUUCCAUAGAAAAACCUGGAAUCGUUUGUCCAUCAUCACUGAGCUUAUCAGACUAUGAAAUAUGUGCACACUACUUAAUACACUUUUAGGUUGUACUUUGGAGACAAUGCUCUUCAAUUAAUCAGGAGAGUACCCGUGGAGUAGGUACGUAAACCGGAAUGAAGACAGUGUUAGCUACGUAUAAAACAUUUUGGCAUUAUGGGUGAAGCAAGAGUCUUUGACACUUGGAGAUAGGACUAGUCAGCUUGGACUUAUGCCGCUUUAGAACACUGACUGUCUUAAAAGUGAGAAUUGUUGUAAGUGUUUAGGUAUCGAAUAAGAAUCGGUGUGUGUGAAUGAGGAACUGAUCAAGGUUAAGGGAUAUAGUCUUCAAGGCAUUCAAUAAAUUUUUGUCUUUCGGUACAAAAUGUGAAUCAUAAAACGAUGUGUUUGCCUAACAGCUUACCUGUUUGGCUCGCGAGGCAAGAUUAUUAUGCCUUGACCUUUGAAUAUUUUCUCAGUCAUUUUAUGGAACUUCUUAUCUUCCAGUGUCACAUGAUAGAUCUCUGACAAUCCAAACAGCUGGUGAUCAAGUUUGCUGGUGGAUAUUCUUUUUAGUUAAAACAUAUAGAACCAAGUUCAUACACUUUAGCUAUUCUAGAAUACAAAUGAAACUUAAGAAAGUGAUACUACAUUUACAUCUGUCUGCACCUGUGCCUUUUUGUUUGUCUUUCAUCUAAAGCUUUUUAAAUUAUACGUUAGUGGUUCAGUUCCUUCAUCUUUUUUGCUAGUUUAUAUGCAACACCUUGUUCAUGAAAAGUAUUGUCCAUACUGUGAUCUGUUCUAGUUUCUCACUUUCUUGAACAAAAACUUAAAUGACUCAUGAUAUAUUUAGUGGCUCUAAAUCCUUCUAAGUCCAGCUUCUUGAAGAUUAUGAAAGAAAAAGGGUAGUGUUACACAAUCAUAAUCCAUGAUAAAUGUUGAUGGUUAGGUUUUGUAUUCUUUAUUAAUGAUUUGCUGCACAUAUUAGCCCGAAUAAGAACAGUAAACAUUUCCGAAUUAGCAUGCUUGAUUGAUUUAUUAAUGUUUUGUAUUCUUAUUAUAUCUUGUUCCUCUUGAUCUUGCAUUUGCUGUAUAUUCUUGAUUGAUUAGCAUGCUUAUCUGAUCAGGUAGGCUUUCCUUAUCUCAUUGCAUGUACAUUCUUAGCAGUUGGGAUUUGUGACCGUUGUGCAUUUUCUGUUUUCUUCUUCUUAAUAAAACCAUUUGCUUCUAUUGAAAUAUUUUUUUUUCUAUUCUAACCCUCAUAAUGCUAUAUUUUCUUGACAGGAGGAUACGUACUUAUGGGAAGAUGACGAUGAAAGGUAAUGUUCACCAAUUUAGAUGCAUUUAUUUUAAAGAUUUUUCUUUGGUUUUGUGUAUUUUAUUUAUUUGCUACUGUUAUUAUUGUUAUUAUUAUUAUUUUAUCUUUGAGGGAUGUUUUAUAUUAGAAGAAAGUCUUAAAUCUAGAUAUCUGGUGGAUUGCCAUGCACCCACGCCCAUCAUAGAUAUUUGAAUACUGAUCUUAUGUAAAUUCAGUAGAGAGGAAUAUGAAUUUGGAAACUUUAUUGUUAUCAGUAUUAUUAAUAUAAUGCAAGCAAGUCAUGAGUUCACAUUUGCUUACAUUUAUUGUAUUCUUUGUGCGCAAUGAAUUUCUGAACAAUUUUUUUGGAGAUAUCAAUUACAAGCUAAAUCUAAACACGUAAACUUUAGAGAAUAUGUCAACCUAUUUCCCAAGAACUAAAUAUAGUUUUAUGACCAGGGACAAUCUCUAAUGGUAUAGGUUAAUAGAUCAUCUCUCAAAGUUUUUUUUUUUGGGAUGACGUAAGUUGCUUCAGAAACUUGUAUUGGACCAUAUAUUACAAGGCUUUUUUAUAGUAAAAAACAAAAGGCUGAGGUCAGAUGUGGAAGAUGAGGUGGACAAGUCACAUCAUUAGCUUUCUCUUGUUGUGAUGCUGCGCUUAGUGAAUACUGUGGUUAUUAUGCUUCUACCUCAUUGGGUGGUUUGAAUGUAGGCCAUGUCUGUUGUAUUGAAAAUAUCUUUGUUAAUCCAUAAUUAUUUCGGAGACUUGCUUCACUCAGUUGCAUCAACUAGUACCAAUUAAGAGAUUUUGGUAUGUGUAUGUUUGCUUUCUUUUUCUUAUUUUUAUUUAUUUUUGGCUGUAUAUCACUUGUUUUUACUUGACUUGUGAUGACAGGUAUUCAGUGGAGAAAAUUCCGCUCUAUGAUUCAGCAGAGGAUGAGCCUUCUUCUAUGCUCUUCAAAACUGUCAACUCAAAUUCUGAAUUUGAUGUAAAAGGGAUGAUGAUCAAUGUCCAUGCUGAUUCUGAAAAUCAGUUGAU
This is a messenger RNA of Argentina anserina (silverweed cinquefoil), 6069 nucleotides long. Its product is annotated as histone-lysine N-methyltransferase ASHH1. The coding region runs from base 41 to 3535 and encodes 1164 amino acids. The record is from RefSeq and is a predicted model, not a curated record. The transcript has 13 exons. NCBI's taxonomy places the organism in Eukaryota, Viridiplantae, Streptophyta, Magnoliopsida, Rosales, Rosaceae. Gene Ontology annotation, molecular function: histone H3K36 methyltransferase activity; protein binding. Gene Ontology annotation, biological process: regulation of DNA-templated transcription. Gene Ontology annotation, cellular component: nucleus; chromatin.